GCUCCACAAGAGGUGAUCGAUGUGAAAAAGCAGAUGCAUAUAUUUGAACUGGAUUGGUCGCUUUCGAAACAGGAUGCGGAACGGAUGGAGAAGGAGCUGGUGGCUGCGUUGGGCAAAAGCGAACGCGAUUAUUUGGAUUUUUGA
Messenger RNA from Anisakis simplex (herring worm), 144 nucleotides. NCBI's taxonomy places the organism in Eukaryota, Metazoa, Nematoda, Chromadorea, Rhabditida, Anisakidae. The record is from the annotation of a GenBank genome assembly.